AUGUUUAAUACAUCGGUGAAUAUCUCUUCACAAGGAGAAGAUUUGAAAUUGAUAGCAACCAUUUUGACAAUAAUUACAAUAGCCUUUGCGUCUCUAAAUGUUCUAUCUUGUACAGCCAUUGUUCUUCGCUUGGUCUAUUAUGCGAAAUGUCAAAAAUACAAUGCAAAACAUUCUGUCCGUCGUGUUGGUAUUCUUCACUCAAUAAAUACUUUCAUUCAUAUCGAUGGUCAAUGUUUGGUCGUUCUUAUUAUGGCUAGUAGAACUUUAUACAGCGAUUUCUACAUGGUUGAGAAAGAAAUCAAUUCACCACCAUCAUGGCAUUGUCGUUUGUUAAAUUAUUUCGUUAGUAUGUUUGCAGCCGGCAUUUAUGGGACGUGCUUCCUACAAGCACUCUUUCGUUUUUGGCGAAUCAUGCGACCACAUAGACGUAUAUACUAUAAAUUUAAAUUUCAUUGUCAGCUUGUUGUACUUCAUUGGAUACUGAUUAUUAUUAUAUCAAUUCCUGUUUGGUUUCGUUCGAUUUAUCUAUCAUCGGAAAACUAUUGUUUAAAUCGCUUUAGUGAUACAUGGGCGUCAAUUUAUAUCUCCAUAACAUCAGUGGUGACACCCGUGUCGGGUAUUAUAAUUGUUUACUUGAAAAUUGUUGUAUAUAUGAACAAUGUUUGGCAAACAAGAAAGCGUUGGAGACGGAUGAAGCGAGACCGUCUAAUGAUUAAAAGAAUGCUUCUAUUAGUCUUUGUUCUUUCCAGUACUAGUAGUGCUGCAGUUCUACUCUGGCUAUUGAUGUUUAUUCAGCAAAGACUUCAUCCACUUUCAUACCGAUUGCUUUGUUUAAUUAUCCAAAUUGGUAUGUUGAUGUGCAUUAUCACUUUACUGCUGGUUUCUCCACCGCUUCGACGAGCUCUACUGACAACAAAGACUCGACAGCAUCGAAAAAAACAAGAUACAAAUAGCAGUUCCGAUAAUUCCAAUCCAAAACCUGAUUGCCAUGGGAUUAUGGAAACGCAUGCUGAAUUUUUAUCGUCAUAA
Adineta ricciae is the source of this 1029-nucleotide messenger RNA. Lineage: Eukaryota; Metazoa; Rotifera; Eurotatoria; Adinetida; Adinetidae. The record is from the annotation of a GenBank genome assembly.